This is a messenger RNA of Oldenlandia corymbosa var. corymbosa, 1770 nucleotides long. Lineage: Eukaryota; Viridiplantae; Streptophyta; Magnoliopsida; Gentianales; Rubiaceae. The record is from the annotation of a GenBank genome assembly.
AUGGAAACCCGAGCUCUCUGCCACCACCGCCCGCCACCGUCCUCCUCCUCCUGCUACGGCUCCGGCUCACUUUCUUCCGCCCCACUUUUCAGAACCAUUUCUAUUACCACCCGGAGACCAUCCCAUGCGUUCCGUUCAAUCAAAUGCUCCUCCACCUUUGCUCCUCCUCCUUCAUUGGUGGACCAAUCUGUGAGGUUCAAGGAGGCGGCUAAACAUGGGAAUUUGAUCCCUUUGUACAGGUCUAUAUUCUCCGACCACCUCACUCCGGUGCUGGCUUACCGGUGUUUGGUUAAGGAGGAUGAUAGGGAAGCUCCCAGUUUUCUGUUUGAAUCCGUUGAGCCCGGCUUGAAAGUUUCGAGUGUUGGGCGAUACAGUGUGAUUGGAGCUCAGCCAACUAUGGAAAUUAUUGCUAAGGAGAACAGGGUGAGUAUCAUGGAUCAUCGUCAAGGACGGAGAGUGGAACAGUUUGAAGAGGAUCCAAUGGUUGUUCCUCGGAGGAUCAUGGAGAAAUGGAAACCUCAGCGUAUUGAGGAGCUUCCGGAAGCCUUUUGUGGUGGUUGGGUUGGAUAUUUUUCAUAUGAUACUGUGCGGUACGUGGAGAAGAAGAAACUUCCUUUCUCAAAUGCUCCUGUCGAUGAUAGAAACCUUCCCGACAUGCAUCUAGGCUUAUAUGAUGAUGUAAUUGUAUUUGAUCAAGUGGACAAGAAAGCUUAUGUAAUUCACUGGGUGCGGCUGGAUGAAUUCUCAUCAGUGGAUGCAGCAUACAAAGAUGGAAUUAAACGUUUGGAUUUAUUGAUGUCUAGAGUACAUGAUAUAGCCCCUCCGAGGUUACCUUCAGGUUGCAUCAACUUGCAUACCAGCCUUUUUGGUCCUUCAUUGACGAAUUCAAGCAUGACAAGUGAAGAAUAUAUGAAUGCUGUGUUGAAAUCCAAAGAGCACAUUUUGGCUGGUGACAUUUUCCAGAUUGUUCUUAGUCAGCGAUUUGAACGGAGAACUUUUGCAGAUCCCUUUGAAGUUUACAGAGCAUUGAGGAUUGUCAAUCCAAGUCCAUACAUGACCUACUUACAGGCAAGAGGUUGUAUUCUGGUUGCAUCGAGUCCUGAAAUUCUUACUCGAGUUAAGAAGGGGACAAUAACCAACAGACCGCUAGCAGGUACUUCAAGGAGAGGUAAGACACCAGAAGAAGACUACAUGUUAGAAACUCAGCUGCUUCAUGAUGAAAAGCAGUGUGCAGAACACAUUAUGCUUGUUGACUUGGGACGUAACGAUGUUGGAAAGGUGUCAAAACCAGGUUCUGUGAAGGUGGAGAAACUGAUGAACAUUGAACGGUAUUCUCAUGUCAUGCACAUCAGCUCCACUGUUACAGGAGAGUUACUUGAUCAUUUAACCAGCUGGGAUGCUCUUCGAGCUGCACUGCCUGUUGGCACUGUUAGUGGAGCACCCAAGGUAAAGGCCAUGGAAUUGAUCGAUCAGUUGGAAGUUACUAGACGUGGACCUUACAGUGGUGGAUUUGGAGGAAUCUCUUUCACUGGUGAUAUGGAUGUUGCUUUAGCUCUAAGAACAAUUGUAUUCCCAACAGAAGUACGUUAUGAUACCAUGUAUUCUUACAAGGAUGAAAUGAAGAGGCGAGAAUGGAUUGCCCAUCUUCAAGCUGGGGCAGGUAUAGUUGCAGAUAGUGUUCCUGCUGAUGAGCAAAGAGAGUGCGAGAACAAAGCUGCUGGGCUUGCCCGUGCAAUUGAUCUUGCAGAGUCAUCUUUUGUUGAGAAAUGA